This is a messenger RNA of Dendronephthya gigantea, 572 nucleotides long. RefSeq names its product non-homologous end-joining factor 1-like. Gene Ontology annotation, cellular component: nucleus; DNA ligase IV complex. The record is from RefSeq and is a predicted model, not a curated record. Gene Ontology annotation, biological process: double-strand break repair via nonhomologous end joining. Gene Ontology annotation, molecular function: DNA end binding. Lineage: Eukaryota; Metazoa; Cnidaria; Anthozoa; Malacalcyonacea; Nephtheidae. The transcript is spliced from 4 exons. Bases 6 to 572 code for a protein of 188 amino acids.
GCAAAAUGGCGGAUGAAAUUUCCUGGCGCAGAAAUUGGAAGCCUGAAUUUGAAACAGAAGCAUGGAAAGUUAUUCAUGUGGACUGUAAAGUUUAUUGGAUUAAAUAUUAUUUCGAAGAAUCGUUGUGUUCGUACAAAAUUGCCGUGACAGAUUGUGAAGGCAUUUGGAUCGAGGAUGUCGAUAAUGAGGCUACUUUCUGUGAGAGAGCCAAAAAGUUAAAUCCUAACAUUGAGGCUCAAAGUGCGUACCUCAUAAAACACUUGUCUGAUUGCUUGACUGGUUUGUCUGGAUUAACAUUUUCUGCUCGGGAGCCAGGUACUGGAAGUGAUUGCUUUUCUUUGUGUUUAAAAUCUAAACUACCUGCUGGUAUUCCAUUUUCCUGGGAAUUUUACUGUGCACCAGAACAAAAGCAAAUGAUGAAAGAUAAUCUUGUGUUACCCCUAAUAUCAAUGGUUGGUGAGCUGCAGCGGAGACAGAAAGAAUUGUUUAAGAUUUUAAAAAGGAAAGAUUAUGAAAUACAGGAAUAUAAAAAUACUGGAGCUGUUUUACCAAGAAGUAAGAGAUGUGAUUAA